Molecule: messenger RNA, 435 nt
Organism: Staurois parvus
Lineage: Eukaryota; Metazoa; Chordata; Amphibia; Anura; Ranidae
Source: the annotation of a GenBank genome assembly
AUGGCGGCGCCCGGUGAGCAGGUGGCUGCCGGGGAUUUUGGCUCCUGGCUGGACUGCCGGCUGGAGGCGCUGGGCAUGGACCCGGAGGUGUACCCCGCCUACAUCCAGGGGGUGCUGAGGGAGGAGGACAACCCGGAGGAGAGGGACGAGGCGCUCAGGGGGAUCCUGGCUGCCUUCUUGGAGGAAGAUUCUAUAGAAGAUGUUUGUCUGGAAAUUAUUGCUAAGUGGAGUGAAGCACAGAAAAUGGCAUUGGCACAGGCAAAGCAAGAAGAUGAGGUGGAAGCUCUUGCCAGCAUGAUAGAGAAGCAGGCACAGAUUGUGGUCAAGCCCAAAGAGGUGUCAGAGGGGGAGCAGCAAAGAAAAGCCGCCCUGCUGGCCCAGUACGCCAAUGUGACCGAUGACGAGGAAUAUCCUUUACGUUUAUGGUUUGUGUAA